Neohortaea acidophila is the source of this 1287-nucleotide messenger RNA. RefSeq lists its product as uncharacterized. The record is from RefSeq and is a predicted model, not a curated record. Gene Ontology annotation, molecular function: pyridoxal phosphate binding; molybdenum ion binding; catalytic activity. NCBI's taxonomy places the organism in Eukaryota, Fungi, Ascomycota, Dothideomycetes, Mycosphaerellales, Teratosphaeriaceae. The coding region runs from base 1 to 1287 and encodes 428 amino acids. The transcript is spliced from 2 exons.
AUGUACGAGGCGGCGCAGUCACUCCUCCGACACUACCUGGAGUAUCUCAGCAGUCCGGCGCCUCAUAUCAAAGCACUCUUCACCUAUCCGGUCAAAUCGUGCCGUGGAAUAGAACUCGCGGCUUCAGAGGUCGAACCUUGGGGGCUGAAGUAUGACCGCUCCUUUACCUUUGCCGAACUUAGACCGCAAUCGACAGGCGAUUCCGCAGAGGGAACAGACGACCGUGAAUGGCGCUUCAUCACGCAGCGGGAAUACCCCCGACUUGCCCUGAUCGAAACAGAACUCUGGGUACCCGACCCGCGUGCGGUGAAGACUUCCAAGAAGACCGAGAAGAAGAAUGCGCGAAACGCCUCUCGUCGGAGCCCGCUAAGCCAGGAGAUCAGCGCGGACGAUGCACUGGAUGUGGACAAGAAGACAGAUGUGGCGAGCCAUGGCGGCUACCUCAUCAUUCGCUUUCCAUUGAAGCCAAGUUUGAUUCCAUUCAGCUUCCGCCCGAACGCUGUAUCGUUGAAUAUCCCACUGGUCCCGUCCCAAGAGCACGGCGCGGAAAAGAACUACCACCUCGAGCCAAUCUCCAUCUGGGUAGAUCGUAUACAAUCGAUCAACAUAACGGGAGAGAUCCCGGCCGAUACUCUCAGCAAGCUACAGGAAUUCCUCGGAGUCCGCAACACACUCGGCUUGUUUCGUGUGGACUCCCUCCACCGCCGAGACAUCAGCAGAUCUCUACCCAAGGACCGACCAGGCGAGUCGUACUCUGUGGGCUUCGGCGACGCAUUCCCCUUGCAUCUGAUGAGCAUGGCGAGUGUGUAUGCACAAGAUGCAAAUCUCCCGGCCAAGGCGGCAAUGAAAGGUAGGCUGGACGCUCGACGCUUCCGAGCGAACAUCUAUGUGGACGGUGUGCCGGAAUACGACGAGGAUGACUGGAAGAAAAUCCACGUGGGGCGCGGUAUUCAGCCCAAAACACAUGCAAAGGUCAAGGGAGGCGCAGCGAAGGGGAAGACGAUUUCACACGGCGACCAGACAUACGUAGAGACGGAAGGAGAGUAUCACGUGGCUUGCCGCACCGCUCGCUGCAAGAUGCCCAAUGUCGAUCAAGAGUCCGGGGUGAAGGACACGAAUGAACCGCUGACAACGAUGAGAAGGACACGGCAGGUGGACGAGGGAGCCAACCCUCAUCCCUGCUUGGGCAUGCAGAUGAUUCCGCUGUUCCAACAAGGCAUCCUUCGGGUCGGAGACGAGGUGAAGGUUGUAGAACGGGGCGAGCAUUAUUACGAGAAGAUGCUAUAA